Molecule: messenger RNA, 2085 nt
Organism: Adineta ricciae
Lineage: Eukaryota; Metazoa; Rotifera; Eurotatoria; Adinetida; Adinetidae
Source: the annotation of a GenBank genome assembly
AUGCGAAAAUUCAGGAAAAUCUUUCGUCCGGUUACGCAUAAGAAUGACUCGGUCCUCGCCUCACUCAAUGGUCAAUUGCCAUCGCCUAAUACGUCUCCCUUCAAACAAAAUUCUUCGAUGAUCAACAAUCAACUCUUAACAGAAUCACCUGUUGCUCCAUCAAAUCCCAAUACAUCCGCAGACGAUUCUUCACCCAGCGUACAGUAUGCCAAAAUGCGUAUUAUAUCAUCACCAGUCUUUCAAUUACGUGAUAUAAUCCGUGCUCUAUUAACAUCUGUUCCACCUUCAUGUGAUUUAAUUUCAACAUUUCUAACCUAUGGUCAAUCGUUAGGUGCAUCGACCAUUCAUGGCUACCUUGUCGAUCGAUGUUACGAUACUCAAACGUUGAUCAACGAUGAGUUCUCUUCGUAUCAAGGUGUAGCAUUAUGUAUUACUUACGAUGCACAAUUGAGUGAACAACAAUGGGAAGAUGUUUUCGGUAUACAUGAAUCCACGUCGACCAUCUCGAAAACCGCAUCUUCAUUCUUUCAUUUAACUGAUUUCCUAUGCAUACUAAGCGGUUCACGUGUGGUUUACUAUGAUCCUAAUGAACGUAUGACAAAUGACGAACGUGCCUAUGUGUCCAUCUUCGAUCUUGAAAAUGAUGAUAUUGAAAUGUUUCAAGAUCAAUUUUCUCCCUUAGAUUAUUUUCUCCUCAAAUCAAAGACGUUCUACAAUGGAACAUUGAUACGUUUACCAUUACGACAAACAUCCGUCACCCAAAUAGCAUCGCAUAUCCAAACAUUAGAUGAUAUUAAACAACAGAUUCUUCGAUAUUUCUUCUCACAUGAAUCAUUCAUUGAAUCAUUGUUAAACCAAACAAAUAUCAAUACAAUCGAAUUCGAUUAUACAAAAGAUUUUCAAAAUUUCACGCAAUUCUUAACCAUUGACAAACAUAUCUUAACCACCAUUCAUGAUGCUCAAUCAACAACUCAACUCAUCCAUAUGACACUAUCCAAACAAUUCGAUGAAAUCAAAACAAGUGAUGUCUCUCGGUGGUUAUUAUCAAUCUAUAAUGAUUAUAAUGAAACUGAUAAACGUGACAUUCAAUUAAAACUUCUUCUUCCUCUAUCACCAUUUUCUUCCUCUCCUGAAACGUAUAUUUUAUCAAGUUGGGCACGUAAUUACCAAUCGAUUCAAAUCACAUCCUCACGAAUACUUUACUAUUGUAUAAUUCCAUCUUUAAACACAUUCUGCAAAGAUGACAUGUGCACUCAAUUACGACAAAUUCAAUUUCCCAAAGCGUAUGCUCUAUUUUUGAAAGAUCUUUCAAGAUUGAUCAAACCGGCGACGACAACAUCAAAUCUAUCCAUUGAUUUAAUUUGGGAAUUGAUGCCUGAUAUCGAUGAACACCAACGAUUGCUCAACGAUAAUCAAAAAUAUUCUCUCCUACAACCACAACAACAAUUUUUGAAAAUUAUCAACAAUCUUAUUCCAGACAUGUGGGCAGAGAUCGGUAAACAAGAAUUAUUCUACUCAGUCACUGAUGGUUGGGGGUAUGUUGCCAUUGAAGAUAUGAUUAUCAACAACGUUCAAUCAGGUCCGAUCCAAGAUGUUCUAACAUUUGUCUUUUCUGAAGCCAAUGCACCUAUUGUUAUUCUUCCUCCACAUGUCAUCAAUGGUUUAUGUAAAUAUUCCAAUAAACAUUAUCUACAAGUAAUGACACCAUUUCAUGCAUCAGAAUUAUUAUCCAAGAAUGCUUCUAUCCUUUCACGUUUAACCUAUGAACAAAAAUUAUCCUUACUAACUUAUAUUCUAUUAAACGAUCCGGAUCCAGGUUUGGUUCUGGAAUUACAAUUGUUACCAUUAGCGAACAAGCAGUUUGCUACUUUUCAAAAGAAAUCUUCAUCAGAUAUUUAUAUACUUGACUACGGAACGAAUUAUCUGAAGUUAUUCAACGACAGACACUAUGAGAAAUUUCUCAGUCCGUUUAUUGACAAGAAGUUAUAUGAGAUCUUGUCGUCUCAAAACUUUCAAGUUUCUGCUUCACGAGCGCCAUUUGAACGAGGUAACGAUGAAUGUCUGCAACGCGUUCUUCAUGAAUAG